AUGGCCAAAUCACGUCGGAGGCGUCAGAACUUGCCCGGCGUGACGACGUGCCGCCAUUUUCUGACUUCCUACGUCGAGCUUUCGCUUCAGCCUAUAGCUGAUUUCUCUUCAGCUAUCAUCAUCGGUGAUUACCUCUACAUAGAUGGUGGUGAAGUCGCACAGAACUAUGACGGCAAGAACAUGUCCUCGUAUUACACACCGUCAUUGCCAGUGAACUCGACGCUAUCGAUUAAUUUGAAGCAGUCCUGGAACAGCACGAAUGUCACGAUGCUUUCCGCCCCCAAGGGCGAAACACCCAGGAUGGAACUCCAGGGUGUCUGGCGCGAUACAGAUUCCAAGUCAUUCUACGUCUGGGGCGGGCAAGUUCCUUAUUGGAGUAAGCCACCGGAAAACGAUAUCUGGCGUUUCGAGGUUGACGGUAAUGGAGGCGGCGCCUGGUCAAAGAGAAGUCCGCCCAAUCUUGCCGAGCUAUACAAACUUGAUCGAGCAACAGAAGGUGCCUUUUGCCAGAGCAAAACCACCGGCUACUAUUUUGGUGGCUAUGCAAACGCGAGAACCGACUUGUCUAUUAUAGACAAAGACAAGACCCGCAACGUUCCAGGUCUUGUGUCCUACGACUUGAAGACAGGCUCGAUCAACCAUACCACUUUCCAAGGGCCUGGAAGUUUUACAUUUAAGGGUGGUACCAUGGAAUAUGUGCCCUUUGGGCCGGACGGUUUACUGCUCGUGUUGGGAGGGUUUCAAGGAGCACCGACAGAGACCGGCUAUGGCAGCUGGACAGGCGUAGACUUCACUUCCGUCAAUUUAUAUGAUAUAAAGGCCAAUAAGUGGCACUCCCAGCAGACCACCGGAUCGAAGAGCAGCAUUCCACCACCAACAGAGAAGUUCUGUGCAGUUGGUGUCCAAGGACCUAACAAGACAUAUGAAAUCUUCAUCUACGGCGGGCGGGGCAUUGGAGAAUCGAUACGGAAUGCUACCGAUGACGUCUACGUCCUGAGCCUGCCCAGUUUUGUCUUCUUCAAGGCCAACGAUCCACGAUCGACCAGACGCCUGGAACAGGCUUGUGUUGCAACUGGGAGACAGAUGAUAUCUGUCGGCGGAACGGACGGCCGCGCCUGGCCCUCGUCGCUGACAGACAAAGAUCCGUGGCCUCAAGGAAUCGGCAUCUUCGACAUGACGGAAAUGCGUUGGAGCGAUCAAUAUAACGCAAGCUCGGAUUCGUAUGAGUCUCCAGAUGUAGUUAAGAACUGGUAUGCUCAGGGAAAUCGGGUCGACUGGUCAAGUGAUGAGGUUGAGGCGCUAUUCAAAGAGAAUCCUUCGAAUACGCCAACAUCAUCUCCGAACGAUGUCGGCUCUGGGUCAUCCGGGACGCCCACGGGUGCCAUUGUGGGCGGGAUUGUUGGCGGACUAGCAGGACUUGCUCUGAUCGCCGGGCUUGCCGCAUUCUUUCUUAAGCGCAAGAAAAGGCGCCCGGGAACCCCUGAUCCUGCAAACUAUGCUCCGGUCUCAAAGUUCGGUUCUGAUGGUGGUGCUUACAUGGAGCCCACUAUGGACCAGGUCCAUGAAGCGAAUGCCAACCAACACUCGAUUCCUGUGGAAUUACAAGGCCAUCACGGAGUUUCUGAGGCAUACUCAUCAAACCAUACAGGCAACGGUGAGAGCGAGGGCCAUCCCUCAUGGCCAACUCGGAGCAUUGAUCUUUUCACAGCAAAUUCGACGCUCGCCAUAAAUCUCAAGAAUUCAUGGAACACGUCAGCCAUCAACUUUGUGAAAUCACCAAAGGGACCAGAAGUCCCAAGACUGACUAGCCAAGCGAUGUGGAAGGAUCCUUCAUCCGAUACUUUCUACGUCUGGGGAGGCAGAGUGACCAACCACGUCAAACCGCCCAAAAAGGAGCUCUGGCGCUUCAAAACUCUCAGUAACGGACAUGGAGAAUGGGAGACUGUGGCCUCCAACCUCGCCCAAUUGCCCAGCCUUAUUCAAGUCACUGAGGGUACCUUUGCCCAGAAUAAUGCGACCGCAUAUUACUUCGGAGGAUACGCGAUAGAGGAGACGGAUUCGAAUAUCAUUCGCCAAACUAAUAAUCCUCUUUCUGUUCCAGGGUUUCUGACCAUCGACUUGAAUAACGGCAAGUUCAGUAACCGCUCGGACUUAGUGAAAGGGUUCGGAGACUAUGGGACGUUCAAGGGUGGUUCUUCGCAAUUUGUGCCUUUCGGAACUGAAGGUUUGCUCCUUGUUAUGGGGGGCUUCCAAGGGCCGUUGCGCGCGACUAAGUUCACGGACUGGUAUGAAAUGAAUUUCAACACUGUCUACUUAUUUGAUCCUAAAACCAGCAAAUGGCACGUACAGAAGACCCAGGGAGACAUACCCGAAUCAAGGGAAAAGUUUUGCACGGUAGGCGUGCCUGGGCCAGAGAAUACGUAUGAAAUCUUCAUCUAUGGCGGCAGACCUACUGUAGGUAGCUACGACUUCUCAGACGUUUAUGUUUUGAGCCUCCCUGGCUUCCGUUUCUUCAAAGCAAGUUAUAGUGACACACCCCGCGCAGAUCACGCUUGCGUGAGAGUCGGCUCGGGAGGUCGUCAGAUGCUUUCUAUUGGAGGUCUGAAUCACUUUGGUUAUCCCAGGGAGUGGUUUGACAAAGACCCUUGGGCCCAAGGGCUUCGCAUCUUCGACUUGACUCAGAUGCGGUGGUCUGAUAAUUACAACGCUAGUGCAGCUGCUUAUGAAUCUCCUCGAGUAGUAAGGAACUGGUACACCCAGAACAAAGAUUCAGUUGAGUGGUCUUCUGACGAGGUCAGGGCGUUGUUUCUCGAGUUCACUCUAACUAGCCCGGCAUCUGAAAGCUCUGAUCCAGGUAUACCCCGACGAUCACUUACUGCUAUUAUAGGCGGGGUGGUUGGCGGCCUCGUUGGACUGCUAGCUCUCAUUGUCGCGCUCUUCGUGCUGGCGUGCAAAAGGAAGAAGCGCCGCGCAGAAGCAAUUCGAAGCUCACUUGACGAGCUGGAGACCGAGCGUAAGGAGAAGAAUGAUCAGCACUACUUGAAAGCGCGCACAGAAGUGGCAACCGCCGGCCACGAGUUGUUUGAGCUGCACGGAGAUGGCGAUCCUGUUGAGGUACAUAGCGACUGUAAUCUCGCAGAAGCGCAUGGAGAUUGCAACCCAGCCGAGAUUUCUGCCGACAAUCAGCCGUUGGAGCCCAAGAGUCGCUCACAGGAUAUGGAACAAUGGAUGAAGCAGCGCUCAAUUCCUGAUCUCUCUGUGCAUGGCAGAUCCAAGCCUUGA
Messenger RNA from Colletotrichum gloeosporioides, 3282 nucleotides. RefSeq lists its product as uncharacterized. The record is from RefSeq and is a predicted model, not a curated record. Bases 1 to 3282 code for a protein of 1093 amino acids. The transcript has 11 exons. Lineage: Eukaryota; Fungi; Ascomycota; Sordariomycetes; Glomerellales; Glomerellaceae. Gene Ontology annotation, molecular function: protein binding.